Balearica regulorum gibbericeps (East African grey crowned-crane) is the source of this 1020-nucleotide messenger RNA. The record is from RefSeq and is a predicted model, not a curated record. Lineage: Eukaryota; Metazoa; Chordata; Aves; Gruiformes; Gruidae.
GGUGACUUGGCAGCUGUUGAACAGCUGCUGAAAAAUGGGGCAGAUCCCAAUGUCAAAGACAAUGCUGGCUGGACACCCCUGCAUGAGGCAUGUAAUCACGGGCACAAAGAAGUGGUGGAGCUGUUGCUGCAAUACAAGGCGUUAGUGAAUACUACAGGGUAUCAGAACGACUCGCCGCUUCAUGAUGCUGCCAAGAAUGGGCAUGUGAGCGUUGUUGAGCUGCUGCUUUUGCAUGGUGCCUCCCGUGAUGCAGUUAAUAUAUUUGGGCUGCGGCCUGUGGACUACGCGGAAAGCGAAGAGAUGAAGUCUGUGCUAAUGUUACCAGUGAAGGAUGAAUCAUUUUCAUUUAACCACCCCUCUGAGGCACUGAGCCCCAGCCAGCCAAGAGAUGGACCUCUUGGUAUACUGGGGAGCAGUCUUAGUUCAGAGCAACAGAAAUUGCUGAACAAACUAGCAGCAGUCCUGAAGGCUCGAAGGUACACUGAAUUUAAUAACAGAGUAACUCAUCUUGUUAUCCCUGAUGUUCCCAUGCCAAGUACUGUGAAAUGUAUGAUGGCUGUUCUGACUGGAUGUUGGGUCCUCAAGUUUGAAUGGGUACGAGCCUGUCUAGAAACCACAGUUCGAGAACAAGAGGAGAAGUAUGAAAUCCAAGGUGGCCCACAAAGAGGCCGGCUCAACAGAGAACAGCUGCUGCCCAAGUUGUUUGAUGGAUGCUACUUCUAUUUUUUGGGAUCUUUCAAGCAUCACCAGAAGAGUGAUCUUGUCGAGUUGGUCAAAGCAGCAGGAGGACAAAUUCUGGUUAGGCAGCCAAAACCAGACAGUGACGUGACGCAGACAAUCAACACGGUGGCUUACCAUGCAGAAUCAACUUCUGACCAGAGAUUUUGCACUCAGUAUGUAAUCUAUGAUGUGUCUUCUAAAUUCAAGCCGCAGAAAAUUCGUCAGGGCAAAGUCUGGAUGGCCUCCUCCAGCUGGCUUAUAGACUGUGUGAUGUCGUUUCAGCUCCUGCCUGUCAAAUGA